Molecule: messenger RNA, 1511 nt
Organism: Hansenula anomala
Lineage: Eukaryota; Fungi; Ascomycota; Saccharomycetes; Phaffomycetales; Wickerhamomycetaceae
Gene: BNI4
Product: Bni4p
Exons: 1
Source: RefSeq, a predicted model, not a curated record
AUCUUCACCGAUUCAAGAAUCAAUGUUUUCAAUGUACCUUUCGAAAUCUUCUUUUUGGUGCGCUGAGCGCGACGCGACGCGACCUCUUUACAAAAAAUUGCCCCUUUCAGAAGCUGCAAAAAAUUUUCGUCUCUAUGGCUUACGUAAAACACAUAGUGAAGAAGUUAUGAAACAGGUUCACAAAGAAAUUUGUACACAGAUAGUUUGUUUGAAUAAAAGAAGACUGGCUUGUUGAUUGUUGAACUCACUCAUAUACAGCCAUUAACAUCAAAGAGUGGAACAGAGAAGAGUAAUUCAAACUUAGCAUCCAACCAAGAGUUUUAAGCACACGUCGUCCUGAUCAAAGAAAUUCUUGAGAUGUUUCAGUAUCAACAAUACAACAACAACAACAACAACAAUAACCACAUUUCUGCUUAUGAAGGCCAACUACGCUCCAUGUCCUCCAUGUCCACCAUGAACUCUGAAUCAGACUCAACUACUUUCAACCACUCAACUUCAUCUGCUCAAACUUCAACUAAUUCAUCUCCAUACAACUACAAGGCGGUUCAACAAGGUUUACAACAAGAUUCAAUCUAUGAAGAACAAGAAAACUCACCAGAUCUAAUGAAUGAGUUUUAUUCCUCUGAUAACAUUGAUAAUAAAAAUCAUGCUCAAAAUUUUAGACAAUCAAUGGUGUAUUCAGAUUCUUUUGAUUCUCAACAAUUCCAAUCAGUUAGAAAUUCAAUAAUAGUGGGAAAUGAUGCUCAAGUUCCAACUAAAUUAGCAAUGACAAAUUCACCUUCAUUCUCAGCGUUAGCUAGUAUCUUGGAGAAGAAGACAAAAUUCAAACCUUCUAUGCCCUCAACGAUACACGAAGUUCAUGAUGAUGGCCAAGAAGAUGAAUUCUUUGGCAAUCCUUCUGUUACACAUUCAACUGAAACUUUGACCGUGCAAAAACAACAAGAUUCUCCAAAUUUGAUCCAAUUAGAUGAUACUGAAACAAAUAUCCCAAGAGAAAUGAGUUUUGAUUCAAUAUUGCCUUCUCCUUUGGAUCCAAAUGUUAUGAUUGCUCCCCAAUAUUAUGAAAGAAUGAAUCAACAACAACAACAAAAUGGUAUUGAUAAUGUUGAUAUUUUCAAAACUCCAGAAGUCCCUCAAUUAUCAAGUUUCAAUCAAGUGGAAACUCCAAAGAGUCCACCUCCAAAAUAUGAAUCAAUGUUGGAUGUUACUGAACCGGAAGCUAUUUCCACUUCACCAAUAACGCAAAGCUCCACUAUUGAAGCUACACCAAGAAGAUCUGAAACUACAGAAGUUGAAUCCCCAAAGCCAUUACCUAAAUUAAGAGUGAACACUAAUGUACUAAACUCUCCACAAUAUAAACAAAGAUCUUCAUCAUUGCCAAUCUUGACAAACCCACCUCAACAACCUCAACCAAAAAAGAAGAAUAAAUUCAUUUCAUUCUUCAAAUCUUCCAAAAGAUCAGUUUCAUCAAGUCAAGUUGAACAAUCUAAACCGUCACCAUCAAUCGCAUC